AUGUUGACAGGAAAUAAACCUGAGCAGGCAGGUUUUACGCAGCUCGAUCCUAGAUUUCGUGAGUCUACAGUGAGUGAUGGCAGCGAAACAGUCUCAUCGGAUGAGUUGAAACAUCUCCAGAAAAAGAUUCGAUUCAAGGUGGAUAUCCGGCUAUGCACCAUCGCUGGAAUACUCUGUAGUCUUGACCUUCUUGACUCCAUGAUCCUGUCAUCAGCAUCGGUCACCAGCAUGUUCGACGACUUGGACCUGUAUGGCUCUCGGUAUUCUGUUUCCAUCUUCAUCUUCACUAUCGCCAGUGUGGUCUUUCAGAUUCCCUGUACGGUAGCAAUACGAUUUGUCGGUCCACGAAUCUGGUUUGCUACCAUCACAUUCUGCUUUGGAUUGAUUACGAUGUGUACGGCGUUUAUCCACACCUGGAAACAGAUGAUCGCUCUGCGGAUCCUACUAGGUAUCGCCAUGUCUGGAAUCUAUCCGGGCUUGACCUAUCUCAUCAGCACCUGGUAUACUCGACAGGAGCAGCAGCUUCGGUUUGCAUUCUUGCAGUCUGGGGGCGUCCUCAUUCUGGCUACAGGAAACAUUGUCAACUACGGUCUUAACCUUUUACACGGACGGUCUGGACUCGCGGGAUGGCGCUGGAUAUUUCUCGUUCAGGGCCUCAUUGCAUGUGUGAUUGGAAUCGUUACCUACUGGUGGAUGAUAGAGUUCCCAGAAAAUGCACACAAGAGCUUCUAUUUCCUGUCCGAGGAGGAGACUCGUUUGGUAUCGAAGCGAAUCCAAGCGGAUCGAGGUGAUGUAGCCCCAGAUCCUUUCUCGUGGAGCAAAAUAUUCGUCAAUUUUCUUGAUCCAACGAUAUACGGAUUGGCCUGUAUGUUCUUCUUACUGAACAUGGUGUCGACAUCUUUGAGUUACUUUCUUCCUAUUAUCCUCCAGUCAGGAAUGGGGUUUUCCAGCAAUGCAUCUAUCAUUCUUUCAACUCCGCCGUAUUACUGGGCCGUCAUUCCCGUGGUUCUUACCUCCAUAGUUGGGGACACCUACCGAAUCCGUGGGCCCUUGAUUAUAUUCAACGCUCUAUGCCUUAUCGCAGGCUUUAUUAUGCUUGGUAUCCCCGCUUCAACCCAAGUAACCGUGCGAUAUAUCGGAACAUUCCUUGCUACCGGUGCUUAUGUAUCAAACUGGGCGGCUCUUAAUGCAUAUAUGGGAAACAAUGUUGUGGGACAGUGGAAGCGAGCUACCGUGUCUGCUACGACUAGUGCCUUCAAUGGCCUCGGGGGUGUGGCAGGAAGUUAUAUUGUCCGGCAGCAAGAGGCACCACAGUAUCUGACUGCGGUUUGGGUAUCUAUUGGCUCGCAUAUUCUGAUUAUCGGAAUUGUGGUGCUUUUUACGUUAUACUUUUAUAUUCAGAAUAGAAAGGGGGGCAAUGGGAAGGCUCUCCAAGGCACGGUAAGCUGUCUUCCUUUGUGA
This is a messenger RNA of Aspergillus wentii DTO 134E9, 1461 nucleotides long. Its product is annotated as putative MFS transporter. The record is from RefSeq and is a predicted model, not a curated record. NCBI's taxonomy places the organism in Eukaryota, Fungi, Ascomycota, Eurotiomycetes, Eurotiales, Aspergillaceae. Gene Ontology annotation, cellular component: membrane. Gene Ontology annotation, biological process: transmembrane transport. The coding region runs from base 1 to 1461 and encodes 486 amino acids. The transcript has 3 exons. Gene Ontology annotation, molecular function: transmembrane transporter activity.